Dermacentor andersoni is the source of this 5420-nucleotide messenger RNA. RefSeq names its product A disintegrin and metalloproteinase with thrombospondin motifs 7-like. NCBI's taxonomy places the organism in Eukaryota, Metazoa, Arthropoda, Arachnida, Ixodida, Ixodidae. Gene Ontology annotation, molecular function: metalloendopeptidase activity. The record is from RefSeq and is a predicted model, not a curated record. Gene Ontology annotation, biological process: extracellular matrix organization; proteolysis. Gene Ontology annotation, cellular component: extracellular matrix.
GCAUUUUAAGGAACCUCAGGUGGUCAAAUUAAUCAGGAAUCGCCCACUACAGCAUGCGUCAUAAUUGUGUCGUGGAUUUGGGACGCAAGACCCCAGAAUGUAAUUAAACCGUUUGCUUGUUUGUUUGUUUGUUUGUUUGUUUGUUUGUUUGUUUGUUUGUUUGUUUGUUUGUUUGUUUGUUUGUUUGAGAAUUUGAAGGUCAUGAAAAAGGAAGCCAAAAGGAAUCGUUGUCCGAGAGCUGAGAUUCCCUGAGCCCGGGACUUCACUGCAAGCCGUCACAGAGGAAUGCCGACGCAAGCGAUGUUAUACACACGCACACAUAUCACGACACAUGAGAACUUCACUUUCUCUUACUUUAUUUAUUUUAUUUUUUCUUUCGGCACUUUUGGGGCGCUCGCGGUAGCCCCGCCGAUAUGCAUACGUGGUUGCGAGCCGCCUAAUGCUAUGCGCUAACAAGGUGCACUUUUCUCCGUCUCUUGUACACAGGGGUGAGGGUUCGUGCGAAUCCGCAGGGGCUUCUUAUGGACGGAUGGCGAACCGGGACGACGCUGCGAGCUUCGCUCCAGGUACAAGAUCGGCAGCGGAUGUAUGACAGUGGUGGGCCGAGGAGAGCGUUGCUCAGGGGAGGAUUCGAGGCUGAGAUGAAAGGGAGGAGAACGGCCUCCUCUCGCUCGAGGGGUGAGAAGGUCUCGUUCUCUGCGGCGAAAGAGAGAAUGCCGGCCCCUGCCAAAUCGAGGCCAGCUCAGGAGGGUUCCCUCCGCCACUUCAUUGCUGGGUAUAGCGGCCCAAUGGACUCUACUCUGUCCGCCGUACUUCCCAGCAUGUUCCCGAGCUGAGGACGAUGAGACUGGUGGAGGGUGAGGGACGGCUGAGUUUGAAAAAUUGGCGCCCAACGACGGGGCACACGACGUUUCUCGGCUGCCGCUGACGAAGGGUCGGCAACUGUUGCCAGUGGACUCGGGAACACCGUUUGUCGUUUGCUGGAGCUCUGAAACCGUUGGACCGCUUGUUUGUUGUGAACCUUUGACGCUGACGCGUCAGCGAAGUGCCCCCGUACAAUGACAUUAUGGCAAUGUCUUCGAGACCCGUGCGGAGCAACAUGAAGAGCCGGCGACGGGCGUAAAUAAGGACUAACAACAGCUGGCUCUCGACAGAACAAGCAUGGCUUCACCUCACAAACCAGUCCUGACAAGUCACAUGGUAGCUCAUGCUGUACGAAUGCUGUUCCUUAUCGCCUUGUGCUGGGAAUGUGUGUCACCAUCCUUGCAGCCAUCGAUACACAAGGAACUCAACCAGAAGGAGCUAGUCGACUUGUUUAGCGUGCACUCCCACGCAGAAGUACCAGAGUACCAGGUGGUUAAGGUUCGUCUGAAACGAUACUUGGAACCGUCACCAACACGAACAUCGCAGUAUCGCACAAGGAGACAAGAGCCCGGGAAGCUACUCUACUACGCCCACAUUUUGGGACGAAACCUUGAGAUGAACUUGAAGAAGAACCAGGCCCUCAUAGCUCGGAACCUCAGAGUGGUGCGUAAAACGCGGGGAGGAAGGGAGAUCCCACUAUCACUGAGGAGAGCCAACUGUCACUACCUAGGAGUCAACGGCAGCGUUGUAGCCGCUUUCAGCGAGUGCGACUACGAUGGUGGAAUCUCGGGCGUGAUCCUGCUUCCCGAGGAAGCACUGCAGGUGAAACCCGUUCCUAGCAGGCUGCGCCAUCUGGUGCCCGACGUUGGCCACAGAGAGUCAGAGCCGCCCCGGCAAGCGCUGGUUGAGACUGAAGACGUCCCACACGUACUUUACACCGCGCCGCCUCCGCAACACAAGUCUUCUAGAGUUGUGGACAACCGCGUCUACACUGAGAAGACGGUGCAUCCGUGGCAAAACCACGAUCGGUUUCCCUGGUCGUCGAGUCCAAAGACACCGGGUGCGUCCAGGCCGACAGUUCGAAUACGCCAGCCAAGCCUGCGGCCGACGGGAUGGCCUCAGAGAUACCCACAUCCGGACAGGCGAAAACAAGGCAGCAACAACACUCGAAGGCGCACUGCCUCGAGUGGUACCCGCAAGAACGGCUCCAACGUUGCUUCUAGCAGCCGAACACGGCCUGUAAGGCCUCACGAUGAGCGGCAAGGCUCCAACGCCGCCGGCACAAGAACAGAGCGGAGAGCCAAGUUCCUGGAGCUUGCGUUAUUUGUCGACCAGAAGGCCUACCUCAGCUUCCUGCACUUUCUCGGCAGCGAACAGAGGCUCAUGGACUUCGUCCUGGGAUACCUCAACCAGGUGCAGGCAAUCUACGUGCAGCCUUCGCUGAGAGAGAAGAUAUACAUAUCACUCGUUCAUCUUGAAUUGCAAGAAACGCAGCCGGCUGACUUGCCGCACUAUAACGGGAACCGGGACCUCCUGUUGUCGUCCUUCUGCAAGUAUCAGGCACACAGGAACCUUGCGGAAGAUUCCCGCUGGGACGCUGCCCUCUACCUGUCAGGGUUGAACUUUUUUUCCAUCGAAGAAGGCCGAAGAAAUGUGGUGACAAUGGGGCUAGCCCCCGUGGGUGGCGUCUGCCACCGAGACCACAGCUGUGUCAUCACUGAGAUCGGCACGACUAGCGAUGCUGGAAAGCCAUACGCCUCGGCCGGCUGGACAUCAGCGUACGUCGCUGCGCACGAAAUUGGACACAAUCUCGGCAUGCUGCACGAUGGCUGGCCUCACAACGACUGCCCGUCCAACGGCUUCAUCAUGUCGCCGAGCCGGGGCACCAAAGGGGAGACCACGUGGUCUGCUUGUAGCGCUCUCGUCGUCCUCAAGAUGGGGGACAGGACGUGUCUGUCAAACAGACCAGACGGAGUGACCGGCUUACCAGACCUAGAGGACCCACAGAGUCUUCCCGGACAGGAAUGGGAUGCCCACGACCAAUGCAAGAUAUUUCUCCGAGACCACGAUGCCCUGCUGUACAACACAAGUCUCAUAAGCAAUGUCUGCGAGCAAGUCAUCUGCAGGACGCACAAUCGUCAAGGCUACUACAAGGCCGGACCGGCCCUGGACGGCACAUUCUGCGGCGACCACAACUGGUGCCUUCACGGUCAGUGCAUGCCAGCCCGCGCGGGCUCCCUAAAGACUGUGGCUGGCGGGUGGGGUCCCUGGCGACGUGACUCCUGCCACUCUGGCUGCCUGGACAACGCCAAGGGAUUCAGCCGGGAUCGUCGCCGUUGCGACCGGCCAAAGCCGCGCAACACGGCCAACACAUGUCGCGGGGACUCCGUCAGAACGAGGCUCUGCGACGACUCCAAGAUCUGCCAGCAUCGGGAGAACCCUGUGGUCUACGCAAGUCGCAAAUGCGCUGAAUGGAAAACCCUCGUCCGGGACCUAUCCUCAAAAGGAGCCCAAGUCAGACACAACCCGACCCGACCGUGGCAGGCAUGCGCCGUCUACUGCAAGAUCACGAACGGGCCCUGGUACACGCCGCGGACGGAGCUGAACGACCUCAGCGGGUCCUUCUUCCCGGACGGCACCUGGUGCCACAGUGACGGACGCCAGGACUACUACUGCCAGAACCACGUGUGCCAAGCCGAGCCGCCAAAGGCGUCCUCGUCCAAGGGACGCGCCUUGUGGCUCCUCCAAGACGUGGACGUCGAGCCACGUCUUCAGAACGCUCGUCCCCUGUCAUCAUUGCGGGCGCCCGCAGCGCCCGUCUACGACGCCGCGUUCAUCUACGAGGAAGACUCUUCGCGACCCGUCGGCGUCGUUCAGACGACAAGUGCAGGCGCUGGCUCCGACGACGCGGAAGACCAAGAAUACGCGGACAAAGAUUACGUCACGCUACCCGACAAGCCCAGAUGAUAUUAUAGAGUGGCAAACUGGAGCGACUUUAGCAAGUUUGAAGUUUUGAGGCGUUUAUAGAAUGCGAGAUGACCGGGAGUAAGCGGACAAUGACUAUGUCACGCCACAUGAAAGCCUAGACGAUACUAUACUCUGACCAGCUAGAGACAUGCUAACGGUAACUUUGCUUAAGCUUUGUCUACGCAGACCAGGAGUACACGGGGUAAGACGACGACACUUGACAAACAUAGACGAUACUACACACUGGCUAUAACUACAGGCGUGUCUGCAGGUUCAAGCUUUUCGCGAAUUUCAUCGACCACGAGAGUACCGGCAGUCCGUGGACAAAUAUUACGCCCCACUGCCUGAGAAUCCCCGCCAAAAAGCGUGACAUAGCUUUGGUCGUUUCAGAAGCUCUAAUGAUGAACAGUAAGCGGACAAGGCCUACGUCGUACAGUAUCGAGCGAGCCAAGAGCCGAUUGUGGUCAAGAUUACUUCAGGUGGUUUUUUAAUCAGGCAAACCAUCUCUUUGGUUUCUCGAAGCGAAAUUUCGGUUCAUCGCAUCGCCAUGGAUGAUUAUAACAAUCUGCUUGACAAUCCGACGCAAUGACUCCUUCUAUACAACUCAGGGUAAUUUAAAGAAGUUCGGCCACUAUUACAUAACACAACGUAACAGAUCUUGCUAAGCAUGAAGCCGAAGAUAGUCUUUCGUGAACUGUGCCUAUUGGGUUCCUCGAGAGCACGCCAUCUUAUGCGCCGCGGAUCUCUUCGUGAGUCGAGCAGGUGCCAAACUAAAUAUGCAGUAAAGUAACAUAGAAAUUGAAACUGUUUAAUUUGCGAGAGUUCAACCAGCGGUCAUCCAAAUAAUAAAUUCCGUGCCUUCGCGCUUGCAGACACGCUCGAGAGAGGAUUAGAACGUUAUUCGGUUGUCGUAAGCUUCUUGCUCUCUCCUUUUUUCUAGCUAAGGUUACUUGGUCGUCGAACGUUUCUCUCUCUUCUUUAGCGAACUAAAAUGAUCUGCAACGCGAGCAAUCUGCAACUCACGUAGCUACGAAAAUACACCACAUCGCGUGUCGCCCCUGAAAUCAGGAUGACAAAGCCAGUGGCCUAAACCCAGAAUUCAGCCAGCGGCCUAAACCGAGAAUCCCAGGCAAGCAAUUGACCUGGCGUUGCCAAAUUCUUGGUUGUGCAUUAGAACACGUGGCCACUAUUUGUCGUAUGAGAACUGAGGGAUGAAUUUUGGGGCUGACGCGUUUGUGUGCAGGAGACAGCGCGUUUUCCUGAGAGAUUUCACAACCAACACUUUCCUGCCGGUGUUGAAAACGUACGUCUUGGCCUGCAAAACAAUAUCCUUGGCGCGACGUAAUUAUAUGAUAUUAUGUGACAAGGAAACGAAGAAGAAAUAACGAUUAUAAAUACCUUGGUGCCUACUCUUCUGAGUUGAUAUCAGGUCUUGCAGAGCGAAUUCAAUAUUCCGAUAUGUAUGUAGAAGGAACCAACGUUACAUUGCCAGACACAUUUUUUAUAUUUUCACAAACCUAGAUAACCGGGAGCAAGUGAAACCAUCGAAACAUUAGUGGAGCAACACAGGUGCUGUAGAUAAGCUUGCU